GGCAGCCCGAGCAGCGGCCGGAGCCCGGCUCUAUGAUGAAGUUCAAGCCCAACCAGACGCGGACGUAUGACCGCGAGGGCUUCAAGAAGCGGGCGGCGUGCCUGUGCUUCCGCAGCGAGCAGGAGGACGAGGUGCUGUUGGUGAGUAGCAGUCGGUACCCAGACCAGUGGAUUGUCCCAGGAGGGGGAAUGGAGCCAGAGGAGGAGCCCGGCGGUGCUGCUGUGAGGGAAGUGUAUGAGGAGGCUGGAGUCAAAGGAAAAUUAGGCAGACUCCUGGGCAUAUUUGAGCAGAAUCAAGACCGAAAGCACAGAACAUAUGUUUAUGUUCUUACAGUCACUGAAAUACUAGAAGACUGGGAAGAUUCUGUUAAUAUAGGAAGGAAGAGAGAGUGGUUCAAAGUAGAAGACGCAAUCAAAGUUCUCCAGUGUCAUAAACCUGUCCAUGCAGAGUACCUGGAAAAACUAAAGCUGGGGUGUUCUCCAACCAAUGGGAAUUCUACCGUCCCUUCCCUUCCAGAAAACAGCACCUUGUUUGUGACUGCAGCACAGCCCUCUGGGGUACCAUCCAGUAUCAGAUAGAGAGUUGGGAGGCCCUCCCCUACUACCCCUUGAACCAGGGAGAGGCCUUCUCACUUUCCUUCUAACAUACCUUACUGCUGCUGGCAAACUGAUUUUGCCACGCAGGGAUUUGCAUGUAUUUCAGAUGCUUCCAAGUCUUUUAAAAUAAACAACAAAUAGUGUACAAAUAUUUUAAGACGCCAAAGCCACAUGGAAUUUUUUUUAUGUCUUAAUUGUAACCCUCCUCCAAUAUUUUGGUUUUUGGAGCCUUUUUUUUUUGUCCACUUGACAUCAGUCUAUGAUUUAUUUUGCCAGAUCAAAUUGCUUGUGGGUACAUAUUCACCCACCCUAAAUUUUUUUUCUCAUUCACAGCAUCAACAUAUUCACCAAAUCUUUUGUUGGGAAUUAAUAAAAAGAUAUUCUUGGUAUUAAAGAAGUAUAUCCACCCCAAAUUCAUUUAAGAGGAUCAUAAUCUCAGUUCGGAAACUGCAGAGUUGGGCUUUUCUGUAAGGUCUAGUGUCUUUUGACAAAGGAUUUGCUAUUUUCAGAAAUUUGCCAAUUCAUUUGUCUGAAUGUUGAGUUAGUAUUUUGUCAACCUAGUACUAUGUCCCCUCAAACACAAUAGGAAUUGAACAUGAACUAUAUAGAGCUGCUCAUAUUUAGGGAAAUAUUUUAGCAAAAUGCAUGUAAUUGAGUACAUCUCAUUCUGAAAAUACUAUCCAUGGAAUUUAUUUAGCAUGCUCAGUUGCCAGUUCCCUUUAUCAUACUUAACACAGAAUACAUUAGGAAUACAUAUUCCUCAUUACUCUUAAAAUACAUUUUUAUUUUUUAAUGACAUCUCUUCAGUUCAAACUUUAUUUUAGCACAGGAUUGGAAUCUAACCUUCAAUGCCAGUGACUGUGUCACAGUUGAAUAAAAUGGCCGUUCUUGUUCGGCUGUUCCAGGCUUAAGAUUGAUAGGGCUCAUCUGAGUAUCUUUUCUACAGUGUCAGUAAGUGCUGUUUGUCACCUAACUAGGGGAACUAGAACGUGCAUGAGCCGAGAAUUAUUUCAUCUUGUACCUGUCUUUGUACUCAAUUAAAACUGGCCAUCCCAUGUAAAGCACCUGGUCACCAAAAACCCUGUACUUCUUCUGUGAGGUCAGAACUGAAAGGGGAGAAGAAAACUAAAAUGUGGGGUGGGGGAGAGUGAAAGGUUUUUUUUGUUUUUUUUUGUAGACAUUGUUAGCCUCUUGUAAAUAUUCUAACUGACAAGCAUAAAAUAGAAAAAGUACAGUUAAAAUAUUUGCUCUGUAACUUGUUAACAUUUAAAAAUAAAAUUGCUGCUAAAAACAGUCCUACACUUAUGGAAAAUUGGUGCCAUUUUGAAAAUGAGAUCUUGUGCCAUAAAUGCAGCUGAACUAAAGAAAAGCAUUAGUUUACAAAUUAAUGCUUUCAAAGUAGUAAGUAGAAAGACUUAACCAGUAAUAUUUCAUUCUAAAUUAUGUAGUGUAAUCAAAGAUGCUCAUCCAGAAUUUUUAUAUUUUUCUUUGUACAGAGGACAUGUAUUCUGGAUGUUUUUUAAAAAGGAAACAUUUCAGUCCCACAGGUUGACAACAAUAGACUUAGGAUUUUUCUCUGAAAUUUCUAUAUACUAAACACAAAAGACAAACUGGAUUGUUUUGUAUAUAAGACUGCUUUCACCUGAAACGCCAUCACAAGUAGUUGGGGGGAUUUAUCUUGUACAUGAUAUUCUUAAGAGGUAAUAAUGCAUGAACUUAUUUUAUAAAGUCUUAAACUGUGUAUUACCAUGUAAAAUAUGUACAGUAUUCAUGUCAACCAUCUCUUUAAAAAAGUAGCUUAUAAAUAUUGUUGUAUAAUUUCUUUGGUCAGAAACAUUUGGACUAAGUUGUGUCACCUGGUCAGGAUUUUCAGUGCCAUUUAGCAAGCCAACUGUCUUUAGUCUGUGCAACUAGCAAAAACUAUGUAAUAUAGUUUUCAUUUUAAAUUUCAUAUGAGGGUUUCUCUUCUCUAUUCUGGAAAGUCUAACAAAAUUAAAGGCAAAAGCCUAAUAAGGUGAUUUAUUUCUCUUUAAAGAAAAAGCUUGCUUUUCAGGAAAAAUAGUUCAAUCUACUAAAGGUAACAAAUAAUGUCUACUAUCUCAACCCUCCAAAGUCUGCAGUGUUGAGACUGUUGUUUGUGCUUGUCUGUGGAGUAGUUGAAUAAAAUUGGGCAGCUAAAAUUUCAGUUCCAUGAGCCUCCUAAGUAAAAAACAGAAAAUAAGUUAUUGAAAAUUGACUUGCAGAAAAGUAGAAACUGCCCUUUCGUGGUGGUGAUUUUUGGUUUUUAGUUUUUUUUUUUUAAUGGCAUUUUUCCGACCAAGCACAUGCCAUCUAAUUUUCUGUCAGUCACAUUGUAUGAAGCAGAAAAGGUGAAAAAAUGAUUGUUGUAUACACUGAAUUGCUUUGCAUGAUCUCAUUUGAGAUGGUCUCAUUCUAACCGGUGUAAGAAUCUUGACUUUUUCUUUUUUACAUUUGGAAACAUCAAAUAAAAAUGGAAACGUGA
Molecule: messenger RNA, 3099 nt
Organism: Nannospalax galili (Upper Galilee mountains blind mole rat)
Lineage: Eukaryota; Metazoa; Chordata; Mammalia; Rodentia; Spalacidae
Gene: Nudt4
Product: nudix hydrolase 4
Exons: 5
Coding region: 33-578 (181 amino acids)
Biological process (GO): diphosphoinositol polyphosphate metabolic process; adenosine 5'-(hexahydrogen pentaphosphate) catabolic process; diadenosine pentaphosphate catabolic process
Cellular component (GO): nucleus; cytoplasm
Molecular function (GO): diphosphoinositol-polyphosphate diphosphatase activity; bis(5'-adenosyl)-pentaphosphatase activity; bis(5'-adenosyl)-hexaphosphatase activity
Source: RefSeq, a predicted model, not a curated record